CAAAAUUUUACUAUGACUGCAAUUUUAGAGAGUCGCAAAAGUGAAAGCCUAUGGGGUCGCUUUUGUAAUUGGAUAACCAACACUGAAAACCGUCUUUACAUCGGAUGGUUUGGUGUUUUGAUGAUCCCUACAUUAUUGACCGCAACUUUUGUAUUUAUUAUCGCCUUCAUUACUGCUCCUCUAGUAGAUAUUGAUGGUAUUCGUGAACCUGUUUCUGAAUCUCUACUUUACGGAAACAAUAUUAUUUCUGGUGCCAUUAUUCCUACUUCUGCAGCUAUUCGUUUGCACUUUUACCCGAUCUGGGAAGCGGCAUCUGUUGAUGAAUAG
Gossypium raimondii (Peruvian cotton) is the source of this 327-nucleotide messenger RNA. RefSeq names its product photosystem II protein D1-like. The record is from RefSeq and is a predicted model, not a curated record. Bases 13 to 327 code for a protein of 104 amino acids. Lineage: Eukaryota; Viridiplantae; Streptophyta; Magnoliopsida; Malvales; Malvaceae. Gene Ontology annotation, biological process: photosynthetic electron transport in photosystem II; photosynthesis, light reaction. The transcript has a single exon. Gene Ontology annotation, cellular component: chloroplast thylakoid membrane; photosystem II.